CUUUUUCAUUGUGUCCGAUAUGCUUUUGUUACCAAAUCAUUUUUCAGCAGCGAAUACCAUACGCGCAAAAUGGACACGAUGUGUGGCUUCAGGGCGCGAACAGUGAUCUGCUUCCCAAAAUUUUGCCGACGACAUCUUACAGUCCGGCGUUCAAUGAGUUUAGUUUUGCACCACGGUCUAUUGGGGACGGAAAAACUUAUGUUGAAGCAUCUUUUUCGAUGUUUCAGGUCAGUUUUUCUCUGUUACAACGAGUUUUUUUGCUUUCACAGUUAUUCGAAACUCUUGCUUAGUUUGCGGGGACAAAAAAAAGUUGUUGUUUUUCAGGAACUAGGUUUUAUUGAAAAAUAUCAUAUUGAUAAGGCAAAACUUGCACGUUUUAUAUUAUUAGUGUCAAAAGGUUAUCGGGACGUCCCAUAUCACAAUUGGUCUCAUGCUUUCGCUGUAUCACAUUUCUCUUAUCUUCUUCUGCGUACUAAAUCUGUCCAAGAAAAACUAACUGACAUAGAACGUUUUGCCUUAUUAGUGGGUAGCCUCUGUCACGAUAUUGAUCAUCGUGGGACCAGUAAUAAGUUUCAGAUGGAUUUGAACACUAGGCUGUCGAGGAUGUUUCAAUCUAAGGGUUCGAUUAUGGAACGUCAUCAUCUAAACCAAACACAGUUGAUUCUAAAGAAACCAGAGUUCAACAUAUUAAGCGGGUUGAGUGCUGAAGUAAUAAAGGCAAAUAUAAAUGAUAUCAUACUUGCUACGGAUAUCUCUGUGCACUUGAAGAAGACUGAUCUUUUUGAGAAAAUGAUCAAAGAUGGAUAUAAUAAGGAACUGUUGGAACAUCGCCUUUUGUUUAAAGGCUUAUGUAUGACUGCUGCAGAUUUAUCUGAUCAGUCGAAAGAUUUUCACAACUCGAAAUCUAUUGCGGCCAAUAUUUACUGUGAGUUUUUUGCGCAAGGGGAUUUGGAACAACACGUUUUCAAAGCGCUUCCGGCCGUCUCAAUGGAUAGAGAACGUGCUGAUCUUCCGCAAGUUCAGUUGGAUUUCUUGGAUGGAAUAGGAAUCCCUACUUAUAGGCAUUUAGCUAUGCUAAUUCCUGAAGUACAGGAAACUUAUGAAGCAAUUUGCUUUAAUAGGAAGUGUUGGGCGAAGCUUGGCGAAAUCCUGAAGCGUGACGGGUUAACUGUGAGGGAUGUGGAUUAUUUAUCAGAUGCUAAUCUUGAAGAGCAAGUGAUGAAUGAAUUAGGAGGUUUUGGUAUUUCUUUUCUUGCUUAG
Molecule: messenger RNA, 1260 nt
Organism: Enterobius vermicularis (human pinworm)
Lineage: Eukaryota; Metazoa; Nematoda; Chromadorea; Rhabditida; Oxyuridae
Source: the annotation of a GenBank genome assembly